This is a messenger RNA of Theobroma cacao (cacao), 1439 nucleotides long. RefSeq names its product protein FAR1-RELATED SEQUENCE 5-like. The record is from RefSeq and is a predicted model, not a curated record. Lineage: Eukaryota; Viridiplantae; Streptophyta; Magnoliopsida; Malvales; Malvaceae.
UUCCUUUAAUACUUUGAACUUUCUCCAAAAUUAUCUUUAGCAACCCAGUUUAGUCGCCGUACUCCUUACUCGUCCUCUGGAUAGAACAGACACGGAAGAAAGAUCUUCGUUUCCCUUAUUCCAUCCUUUAAACCAAUGGAUUUGGAUGAGGGUGCUGAAGCAAUAGAGAGCUUUACAGGAGGGGAGACAGUGGCAGUUCCAUGUGAAGGAGACUCAAUUGUAGAACCACAUGAAGGUAUGGAGUUUGAAUCUGAAGAUGCUGCCAAGAUAUUUUAUGACGAAUAUGCACGGCGGGUAGGCUUUGUUAUGCGUGUGAUGUCUUGCCGUCGAUCUGAAAGAGAUGGGAGGAUUCUUGCUCGUCGGCUUGGAUGUAAUAAGGAGGGUUAUUGUGUUAGUAUUCGAGGUAAAUUUGGCCCUGUCCGAAAGCCCCGGCCAAGCACGAGGGAAGGCUGUAAGGCAAUGAUUCAUAUUAAGUUCGAUAAGUCUGGAAAGUGGGUGAUAACGAGAUUUGUAAAGGACCAUAAUCAUCCACUUGUAGUCGCUCCACGUGAGGCUCGUCAAACAAUGGAUGAAAAGGAUAAGAAAAUUCAAGAACUAACUGCUGAGCUGCGGAAUAAGAAACGACUAUGUGCAGCAUAUCAAGAACAACUGACUGCAUUUAUGAAAAUCGUUGAGGAGCAUAGUAACCAACUAUCAAAGAAAGUACAAAAUGUAGUCAACAACUUGAAGGAAUACGAAUCUAUAGAACUGGAGCUAUUGCAACAUAGAUAGCCUCAGUCAUUUGUGUGUGUAUGCCAUCACCCUUUUCUACUUAAAGCUCUGUCAUCAUAUCUAGUUGAUAAAUAUCAUCUGAUAGAAACUUCCGGAUCAGUUGAUCCGAAUGUGUCAUAUAAUUUGUUCAUUUAUAACUGUUAGAUUUUCUUUUUAUGUUUCAUUUGUGGGUGUAGCAGAGCUGUGUAAACAUAGGGCUUCCAAGUGCAAAUACAGAGAUGAGAAGAGCUGUUAUUUAAUUCAAAGUUAGUGAGGGUUAGGGUUGUAUCUAGAGUGCCCCAGUGAAGGCAUUGCAAUUGGGGACAGACAUUUUUCUUUUUUUGAGUAAGGGAACCAACAAUUUUUGUGCGUAAAGAACAUUCUUGAGUAUUUGAAGGGAGGUCCUUUUACAGUUAUGGUAAUGUGAUGAAGACAGUAAGAGGUAUGCUUUUCCUCACAGCUUCCUCAUGAUGUGGUCCUGACUACAUAUGCUAUUUUUCUGUUAAACUUUGAAUAAUGCUUUAGCCACAAUGAUUUAAAACCUGAAUUACCUUUGGUACAUUUUGAUUCUCCAGCCAGAUUGUGUUUAAUCAUGUAAAGUAUUGGAAAAUACUUAUUUCUGGAAUGAUAUAUUGAUCUUUUAUUUGUAUGUUCAUUUACUCCUAAAUGCACAAGCUAUGCUGUUUUAA